This is a messenger RNA of Pedinophyceae sp. YPF-701, 3774 nucleotides long. The record is from the annotation of a GenBank genome assembly. Lineage: Eukaryota; Viridiplantae; Chlorophyta; Pedinophyceae.
AUGGAAGCGGGCGGCGCGCACGGAGAUGCGGGAGAGCAGGACGUGGACGACAUCGUCCUGGCGGACGACGAGUGGGCGAGGCUGCGCGCCGACCACAGCUCGGGGGUUCGCGGCGUGCUGGGGCGCAUCGGGCACCUCAAGGGCGUCCUGGAGCAGGCCAUCGAGCGCCUUGACAGGCUGAAGCUCUGCCACGACGAGGCCGCCCUGCGCGCCAGCGACCUCAUGUCCGUCCUCGAGGACCUGCCCUCGGACUGCUUCUUCGUGCUGGACCCGGCCGGCCACGUGCUCUACUCCUCGGACAACGUGGCGGCAGUCCUCGGCGUGCCCCGGGAGAGCAUGGAGGGCAAGCCGCUGCAGGCCCACCUCGGGCUGCGCGACGCCGCCGAGUUCGCGCACUGCCUGCUCCACGGGCACCAGUGCGCGCUCGAGGGCCACCCGCCGCGCUCCGCCGCCACCUGGCUCGCCCGCUGCGUCAUGCCCUCGGACGACCCCGACGCCCCGCACGCCCGCGCCGUGCUGCCCGUCGUCGUGUCGCUGGGCUGGCUGGGCUCGAGCGCCGCCGACGCCGCGCACAUCGGCUCCGCGUCGUCCGGGGCCGCCGCGGACGCGCCCGUGGUGUUCGCGAUGCUGCACCGCCUCCAGACCGCGACCAACGUCCGCCCGAAGGGGACCAACGACCGGUUCGAGCCCGGCGUGACGGGGCUGUACAGCAGCACCACGAGCCGGCGCAGCGUGGCGAGCAGCAGCGUCACGGAGGGCGCGCGCACGACGGACACGCAGAUGGAGCCGCGCCAGCAGCAGCACGUGCCGCCGCUGUCGCUCUCCGAGGUGAUGGCGCACGCGGCCGUCGAGGAGUCGCCGUUCCCGGCCGUGCUGGUGGACGCGCGCACGGGGCGCGCCACGGCCGCGUCGUCGUGCCUCGCCGCCACGCCGCUCGGCGUCCCCGCGGGCGCGCUCGUCGGCGCGCAGGUCGCGUCGUGCCUGGUGGUCGGCGACGGCGGCCCCGCGUUCGACGAGGCCCUGGCGGCGGUGCGCGAGUCGGGCAGGUGCCAGCGCGUCGUCGGGCAGCUGCGCCCGGCGUCCGACGGCGGGGCCGCGACGCCGUUCGCGGGCCUGCUCUUCCGGCACUUUGCCGCGGCGGGCAGCGACGGCGACGCGGACCCGACGGUCGUGUUCGCGCUCGCGCCCAGUGCGCUCCACCUGGCCACGCUCGCGUCCUCCGCGCGCAUCGCGGGCCUCCUGCGCGUGUGCCCGUCGUUCGUGUUCCGCACCGACGUCUUCCUCGACGUGCUCGCGAGCUCCGCGCUCUACCAGCGCGUGUCGGGCGCGUCCGCGGAGGACGUGGUCGGCACCAACCUCCUCUCGUGCAUCGCGACCCGGGACGGCGCGAACGUCCGCGACACCGCGCGCGCCCUGGUGCGGGCCGCGCGCGUCGCCGAGGCGGCCACGGGGCGCCCCAGCCACGAGCCCUCGCGCGUGCGGUACAGCCGCAUCAUCCGCGGCGUCGAGGUCGAGGUCGACGCCAACGUGGUCGCCCUCGUCCCCGCGGCGCACACCGCGGAGCUCCUCUUCAUCGAGGACCCCCUGGACUCCCCCCAGGCGCGCGAGCUGGGUCUGGGCCCCGCGGCCGCGCCGGAGGACAUGCCGUACCCGCGCGCGACGGGCUUCCGGCUGCCGCCCGGCGGCACGGCGGCGGACGACGCGCUGCGCCCGGCGUCGCUGCCCAGCCUGGCGGCCCAGGAGGACGCGCCGCUGGUGGAGACGCUCUCCGAGGCGCUGCAGACGCUCGAGGCGCAGACGGGCGGGCACAUCUCGCGCACCCGGUGGGCGCGGCGGCUGCUGCGCGGCCUGUCGAUGCCGACGGGCGUGACGUACUGGGUCACGAACAAGGCGGUGGACGUGCUGUGGAGCUCGGAGCAGGUGCAGGACGUCUUCGCGCGGGACUUCAAGGCAGGGAUGAACCUGUACACGCUGACGCCGAACGACGUGCUCUCGCAGGCGCGCGACAUGCACAUGGAGAACAUCCACAGCGAUCACCACGGGCUGCAUCCCUACUCGGUGACGCCCGUGCUGCUGAACGGCGUGCGCGGCGACGGCACGCGCUUCCCCACGAGCACCACGUACGUGUACACCUCGAGCGGGGCCGGCCCCGCGACGGAGACGCGCGUCGCCUUCGCCAUCCGCGACGACUCGGACUACGCGCACGGCAUGGCGCCGCCCGUGGUGCCGCCCGAGCGCAUCGGCACCGGCAUGCACUGCGUCCGCAUGCGCGUCUCGUGCGACGGCAACGUCUCCGCGGUCGCGGGCGAGUGCCGCGCCAUCUUCGAGCGCCCCCCGCGGCAGAUCCUGGGCAACCUGCUGCUCGACCUGGUGCACAAGGACGACCGCGAGCGCGUCGCGCAGGUGCUCUCCGACGCGCUCUACCGCGCGAGCACCGUCGAGGACAGCGAGCCGGGCAAGGUCGUCUUCCGGCCCAAGCGCGUGCCGCUCAAGGAGCUGCCCUCCGCAGCCACCCCCGCGGGCAACCCCGCGCAGCGCAGCCGCUCGGCGCGCGAGCCCGGGCAGGCCGAGCGCCUCAGGCAGGACGCGCAGGGGCAGUGCGUUGAGGCCAUCCUGCGCCCCACCAAGGACGGCGGCUGCGACGUGCACCUGUGCGACGUCCUCCGCGACGCCAACCUCCAGGCCGCGCGCAUGGUCCCGGACGUCCUCAUGCGCCACAUCCAGGUGCCCGUCGUCGAGCUCGACGCCGCCGGCGAGGUCGUGAACGCGACCGCCGCCGCCGCCGGCCCGGGCGGCGCCGCGGCCACCGGCGCGACCAUCCGCCAGGCGCCGGGCGUCGACGCAUGGGACCGCGCGGCCGCGGCCGCCCUGCGCUCCGCUGGGGCGCCCGCGACGGCGUCCCGCAGCUUCGCGCUCCAGGACGCCGCCAGCGGCCGCGCCGGCGAGGUGGUCGUGCACCGUGCGUGGGUGCUCGUGCCCAGCCAGGGCGACAACAGCACCUCCCUGCGCGGGUUCAGCGCCAUCCACCAGCCGCUGCCCGCCGCGGCGCCCGCGACCUCGGGGGGCGCGGUCAACCUGACGGCGGACGCGGCGAGCGCGGCGGCGGCGGCGGCGGCUGCGGCGCGGCGGACCAAGCCCGGCCCUUUGCUGCAAGUGCAGGCGCCCACGUCGCAGGGCCGCGACGGCACGGGGCCGAGCGGCGCCGCGAGGCUGAGCGGGGGCGGCCAGAUGGGCAGCGCGGGCCUGUCCGGGCAGCUGCGCGGCGCGCAGGAGCCCCGCGGGGGGCCCGCGCUGACGCCGCUGCACCUUGCCCAACAGCUGCACGACAUCGUGUCGCGCGGCGACACGGAGGGCAUGCACUACGUCCUCAUGACCCUGGGGCAGGAGAGCAAGGGCGGCGCGCAGGCGCUGCAGGUGGCCAUCAGCGGGAGUCUGUCGGGGAGCGGCGUGUCGCCCGUGCACCACGCCGCGCUCGAGGGCGCCACGCGCAUCCUCUCCCUGCUCCUGUCGGUCGCCCCGCAGUCCGUGCGCCAGCUCGACGAGCAGGGCAACGCGCCUCUGCACCACGCGGCCGCCGCGGGCCAGGCGGAGUCGGCGCAGCUCCUGGCAUGCAUGGGCCCGGACAUGCUGCUGGCCCGCAACGCGCAGGGACGGUCCCCGCUGGAGGUGGCCGAGACCGCGGGGCACUGGCAGACCGCGCAGAACCUCCGGGCGAUCAUCCAGCAGCACCUGGCGUCGCAGUUCGCCAAUAUGCGGGUUGACAACCUGUCUUGA